GACACUUUGAAAGUACACUUUGGUAAGAAAUGGAUGAGGUAAUGACUUAUGUGUUCAUGGAUAAUGCAUCUGUUAGAGUUUUCAUUCUAUCAGGGUUAAACACAACAAAUGAUUACAGUGGAGCUCUAUUCACAUUUACAUUGCUGUAUUACUGUAUGAUUUUGUUUUUCAAUAUCUCUCUCAUCAUCAUCAUAAUCUUAGAUGAGAACCUGCAUGAACCCAUGUACAUCUUAUUGUGCAGUGUCUGCAUUAAUGGGCUUUAUGGCACCACAGGUUUCUACCCCAAAUUCCUCCUAGAUGUGCUGUCUUCCUCCCAACAGAUCUCAUAUGAAGGAUGUCUUUUACAGGCUUUUGUCAUGUACUCAUUUGCUUGCUCUGAGUUAUCCAUUCUAGCAGUUAUGGCUUACGACAGAUAUCUGGCUAUAUGUCGACCACUGCACUACCACUCUUUCAUGAAUAAGAGGAGGCUCUCUCAGCUGAUUUGUUUCUCCUGGCUCACACCUUUCUGCAUCUUCUCCAUCAAUGUUGUGCUAACUUCAAGACUAAAGUUAUGUAGUACAGAUAUUGAGAGAAUGUUUUGUGUGAACUGGGUAAUUGUUAAACUUGCCUGCCCUGACACUGACACAUUUUCAAACGGUAUAGCUGCAUAUAUUACAAUUUACUUGUAUGUAGCUCAUGGGUUAUUUAUAGUGUGGACCUACAUGCAUCUUAUUAGAACUUGUGUGAAAUCCAAAGAGGACAGGGUGAAGUUUAUGCAGACAUGUGUGCCACAUUUAGUAUCUUUACUCACGUUCCUUGUUGUAAUAGUUUUUGAUUUGAUGUAUAUGCGAUUUGGCUCCAAAGAUUUUCCGCAAAGCCUUCAAAACUUUAUUGCGAUGGAAUUUCUGCUCAUUCCUCCUGUGAUGAAUCCUUUAAUAUAUGGAUUUAAACUGGCCAAAAUACGAAACAGGAUUUUAGGUAUAUUUUGCAUUGAAAUAAAAUUGCAUUAUCCAUUGAGUUGA
Centropristis striata (black sea bass) is the source of this 1001-nucleotide messenger RNA. RefSeq names its product olfactory receptor 4B13-like. The record is from RefSeq and is a predicted model, not a curated record. Gene Ontology annotation, biological process: G protein-coupled receptor signaling pathway. Gene Ontology annotation, cellular component: membrane. Lineage: Eukaryota; Metazoa; Chordata; Actinopteri; Perciformes; Serranidae. Bases 30 to 1001 code for a protein of 323 amino acids. The transcript has a single exon. Gene Ontology annotation, molecular function: G protein-coupled receptor activity; olfactory receptor activity.